Molecule: messenger RNA, 4069 nt
Organism: Pocillopora meandrina
Lineage: Eukaryota; Metazoa; Cnidaria; Anthozoa; Scleractinia; Pocilloporidae
Source: the annotation of a GenBank genome assembly
CGCUAGGAAUCUUACUUGAGCUUACUUAAGCUUUUCUUGCGGGACACGUGUUGUGAAGAUUAGGUGAGUGAAAAGCCAUUCAUCUUAUUCCAAUCUGUUAUCAAUGAUUUAGACUAAAGACUAAACCAAACUAAAGACUUUAGACUAAAGCAGGCGCAAGGUCGCCGUUUUCGCCAUGGAUCAUGACCUGCUGUUAGACUUUAACACGCGAACGUUAAUAGCCGGUGGAGGAAUUGAAUUAUUCUUGCUUAGACUCAUAAUUAGUUCCAGUAGGGGGCCAUUUUAAACAAAAAGUAACAAAUGAAAGUGCUUCUGCAUAAUGGUUGUAAAAAUUGGGUAGUAUGACCAUCAAGUGAGUGAACACUGCCUGAACACCAGCUCUUUGAGUAGUUCAGUCGCCAUAAUAAACAUUACGUCAGCUUGUGUUCUGCGAUUUCAUAUUAGAAUUUUAAGUACGUUCUGUAUUGUUACCUUAGAAGUCUUUCGGUAAAUUUCCAAGAUUACAUUUUUCCCUGAGGAGUCUUAAAAUCCAACCUUGAGCCUAAAAGUAUUAUUUAUUGAUCAUCAGUUGAAAUACACCCUAUUUAAAAAAUUUGGCUGCUAUUUUCGAUUAUUUAUAACCUUAUUGAUCGUAGAAAUGACGCCAACAAUGUUCAAACUGAUGUGACACCAUGAGGCACACGGAAAAAGUUCUAUACGUAUUAUCUUCGUUAUUUAACAAUUUUUCUCCUGCAAAGAACAAACUUUGGCCGAAAGCUUUCGAGAUUUUAACAAAACAUACCUUUAAGUUACAUCUUGAGGUGAUCACUGCAAAUAAUUUUUUCUGUUUUGGAGUUGGGGUCAUAACGGAACACUCACUGACUUGCUUUAGGGGUAACAGUGAGGUUUGUUUUCCUUGGGCUUAUCAUUAAUUGCUUGUCAUUGAAUAAUUUCUAAUUUGAAGUUGAGGGGAAUAUUUAGCUAUUAUUGCAUGAGCACACUUCAGAUAUGAGAUGGUAAAUAGCUAACUGGGGGCAUAGCACCAAGUUGGCGAUAACCAGUCUCUUAUUCCCCAGGCAGGAAUGGAAAAAUUUUUUUAACUACAUUUCAUUUAAUCCUGAAUGUUUAAAUUUUAAGUGCAUUUCCAUCUAAGGUGACUCAGAAUACAAGCUAAUAACCAGAGUUGGGUGAAUCAAUCAGAACAGUACUGAUUGUGAGGUGAUUAAUUUUUCAGGUGAUCAUCAGAACAAAAAGCACAAAUUUAUUUUAUUUUCUUACAUUUAACUUCUCUCACAUCAAAAAAUAGGGAAAUGGAGUGUGGUGUGUAGAUCACACAACCAAUCUGUAAAGGGGACAUGACAGUAGCAAAGAGAAAAUGGAACAAGAUUAUUUGUGAUGGCAAUGUUAAUAAUUGUUCGCCCUGAAAUUUCUAACACAAGUUUGUGAUGUUUACAAUUUCCACUUUUAAUUGUGAAAUAUAUGCCUUCAAUUUUCUGAACCCCUGGUUUUUGGAUAAGGUUGUGUUCAGCCUGAGUCCUCUUAGGCAUAAAUAUUGAUGUGCGUUUUGCAAUAUACAAAAUUAUUCUUGAUGUAAAGGUGUAAUAUUUUUUUUAAUAGAAAUUUGUCAGAAGAAUCAAACCAAAAAAUAAAGGAUUUUUAAGGAUUGACAAGUUGGACAUUGUCGAUGACUCUUGAAAAAAAAUCCUGAUCAUAUUUUUGUAGAGGUGAAAAUUGUUGCACAAUUCCUUUUAUGGUCAGUUUCAAGGAAAGAUAAACAUGCAUUGUUAUAAUGAUCUGUUUGUUUUUUUGGAUGGGGAACAAUUUCCCACGGUGUGAGGCAUUGCCCCCUUCCUAUACUGAUUGAUGCAUUUUUUUAUCCCUGUAAAAUAUGAUGAAGGGUUUUCCUAAGAAUGAAUGGAGAUGGUAGGUGUGCUCUAAUUGGGUAAAAUCCUAUUGUUUACCAUACCAAUAAACCAUCGCUAUCUUACAAAAGCAACGAACUGCAUGUUCACUUGCCUGAUUAUGUGAUUUUUAUGCUCAGUAAAGGAUACAUGUGCAGUGCAAUAAUGAGGAAUCUUCUUAACAAGCAUACCAAUUCACUGUACAUCUUGGGAGAACUUGAGACCAGUCUGUAAAUCACUUGCUUUUGGUUUGUGACUCAACUUCUCAGUGUUGUUUUUUUCUAAAUAUAUGUCUUGGGAUUUGUACCAAAACAGAAAGAAUUUUAGUAUUAUCCAGUAUGCAGAACAAGGCUGAAUAGUUUAACAUAGUUGAAUUUAUCUCAAUGGUUUUGAAACUUUUGCAUGUGGCAGGGUCAGGAUUAGUUUGUACUUUUGCCACUUUGAAAAAGGGUAUGCAAAAGAUUUGCUGUGUUCACCAGUGAGAUAUCUUCAUUUAAUUAAACUACUUUAUUAAAGGAUAAGUUCUUUUAAAAAAUUGUUGACAAACAAUUUUUAUUCCUACACAGAUAUUUUGGUGGCCUCUAGUUACACAACAGCUGGAUAAGGAGGUCAUACAAGUGAAAGAAAUGAGACUGAGGAAACGUAGAUUACUAGUUCGCAUGGUACUUUUACUUGUUCUUGUGGGGCUUUAUGUACAGAUAAAUUUACAAAGUUAUUCUUACUACAAGAACUGGUUCUGGAGACCUGUUGUCAAGUGUGAAAACAGUGAAGAAGAAUUAAAUGCACUAGUUGACCUCACAUAUCAAAUUCACAUGAUUUUAAAUAAAAUGAAAGUAGGCCAUUGGCUAAUGUAUGGUUCGAUAUGGGGAGCCUUGCGGAUUGGCAGACCCCUCCCAUGGGACAAUGAUGUGGAUAUUGGAUUUUAUGGAGAAGACAGAUUUGCACAUAUGACCUUAAAUGAAUUUAUCGCUCCCUUCAAAGCUGCAGGACUUAAAGUGAAAAACAAAUGGAUUCAAAGUGGAACCAUUGUCAUUGAAAAAGAGGGUCUUCCACUAACCGUAGACUUAUUUGCAUUCUACAAUCAAGGAGGAGUUAUGAGAAGAAGAGGAUUAGAGUCUUGGAUCUUUGCUCUGAAUUAUCGCACUCAUCACUCCUUUCCUGCUAAGCUAGUUGAACCAGAACUUCCUCAAGCAAAGUUUGGCUUCUUCAAUAUCUCAAUUCCUAAAGGAGGGAUUGAAAUUAUGAAGCACCUAUACCCCUAUAACUGGUGGAAAGAAGUUCCCCCAGUUGGGUGUUGAGCAUACAAGUCAACAUAGGAAAGUUUUUAAUUAACUUUAACCCUUUACACCAGUCAUCAGCAAAAAAAAAAUUUCCACACAGUUCUCUGUGAAUUGCCCAUGGUACCAACCAGGAGAAUUUGCAACUUGGAGGGUCAAUUUUUUGUUAUUAUUCUUGUGUCCAUAAUGUUUAAUUUAAGCAGUGAUACUGCAAGGAGAUUAGAAACUAGUCACUCUUUGGGAUUGAAGGGUUAUGAUUUCCUCUAUUGUGUAGAUUUUAAUGAUCUACAGAGGCAGUGUGGCUGAUUGGUUAGGGUGCUGGUCAUGUAAUCAGCUGGCCUGAGGUUCAAGUCCUCCACCCUGCUAUUUGUUAGAUUUGUUCUUGGUUAUUCCAAGUUCAACUUCUUGGCAGCGCUUUGUACUUAACCAACUGGUCUGUCUCCAGUAAGUUGGGAUUUUUUAAACAUUUGUUUAUUUAUAAUGUUUUUCUCAAUUUGUUUGUAAUGGCCCUGAAAAGCACCAUUGGGGAAGUGGUCAAUUGAUGUAAUUAUAAUUAUUUUUUUAAAUGGGAAAGAUUAUUAUAUUCUGUCUAAUGAGAUUGAAUUUUUUAAAAAAAUUACCAUCAUUAUUAUUAUUAAUAAUACAAUCAUGUAAUUUUUCAGCACUUAUUUAGAAUAUAAUCUUUGUUUGAUCUCUUUAAAAAUUAUUUAUCACACAAGUCUAAAAGCAGUGCUCCAAGCUGGAACUGUUCUGGUGGCCUGAGAGAAGAAAUUUUGGCCAAUGAAUUUGCAGCAAUGGUCUCCAGUUUGGCUCCCAGUGUUUAAUCACCAUGAAGCUAAUCACUUAGGGCUGGUUAUUUAAACAAAGUUAAGCUGUAGUCUUUUGGGCAUGUCACUUUUAAUUACUUCAAGG